CGGAGAUGGGCGUCCAGGGCUUGRCCUCCUUCCUGGACAAACACCRGAACAUUUACCGGGAGGUUCGGUUCGGCCGGAGCCGCCUGCUGGUCGACGGCUGCAGCCUGUACCACCAGCUCUACUUCAGCUCAGGUCUGGAUCAGAACCACGGCGGGGAGUACGCUGCCUACGGGUCUCUGGUGGAGAGUUUCAUCGCUGCUCUGAGGGCCUGUGACAUCACUCCCUACGUGGUUCUGGACGGAGGUUCUGAUGUCUUCAAGGCGCAAACAGCAGUGAAGAGAGCCACAGAUCGGAUCCAACAAAAGGGCCGAGCCAGUGAGAGCGGUGAGCACAGAGACAUCCUACCGAAGCUGGCCGAGUUGGUCUUCAUACAGACGCUGGCCCGGCUGCAGGUUCCGGUGGCCCAGUGUUUUGCAGAGGCUGACCAGGAGAUAGCGGCGCUGGCGUCAGAAUGGYGCUGCCCGGUUCUGUCCAACGACAGCGACUUCUUCGUGUUCGACCUGCCGGGGGGGUUUCUGCCCAUCAGCCACUUCCACUGGCGGGAGGUGAGGCAGAGCGGCUCCCGGAGCUCCGUCUCCUGCAGGAGGUACUACACCUCCAGCUUCUGCAGCUUCUUCGGACUCCGGCGCCAGCUCCUGCCCGCCUUCGCCGCCUUGGCCGGUAACGACUACGUGAAGCUGAGAGGGAUCGACUGGACUCGGUUCGUCCAGGCCGGUACCGGCACAGAGGCCUGCGGCCGCCUGGAGGGGCUGCUCUGCUGGCUGAAGGGGCUCCAGGAGUCCCGGGGGCCCCUGGAGGUCCUGGAGGAAGCACUGGGCCUGUUGGGGGACCUGAGCGGGGACAAGCGGGAGCUCCUCCAGAACCUGCGUCUGGGGAUGGAGGAGUACCAGCUGGGUCGGAGCGCUCUGAGCCGCUUCUUCCUUCGUGGAGUGCCGCCUGAGUUCCCAGCACUGGAGCAGGGAGGCGAUCGGGUUCCAGCCUGGAUGCGGGUUCCUCUGGCCGAGGCCCGGAUCAGCGGAGACGUCCUGGAUGUUCUGAUCCAGAGCUUUAAGAAGGCGGUGGAGCGAGCCGUAAAGGAAACCAGCAAACCUCUUCAGCCUCCUCUUCCUCCUGCUCAGACGGACAAACAGAAGGUGGACCAAGGACUGAACUGUGAGUACCGGCCCAGCGCCAACCAGACCUCCCGGCCGCUGCGACAGGUGAUGUACGGCCUGCUGCUGGGCAAAGACAGGUUCAGCCCAGUGGUGGAGUUUGACAGAGCGGGUCUCGGGCCGAUAUCCGUCCCAGUGGAACCAACGUUCACCAGAACCAGCCAGAGGCUCAGACUGGACUCCCUGCCGCAGGUGGCGCUCUCUGACCGUCUGAACGUCCUACUGGAAGCUCUGGGAGUGACCCAGGAGUCUCUGCGCCUCCUGCCGCCUCAGCUGCAGCUCCCAGCAGCCGUCAGCUGCUACUGGCUGCAGACAGCUCAGCCUCCUCCAGACCUGCAGAGGGCGCUGCUGCUGGGGAUGAGCAACACGCCGAGGUCCACAGCAGGUACCUGCAGCUGGGUCACGUCUGAACUUAACGUCAGUCAGGACAAUGGGGGAAGUUAA
Molecule: messenger RNA, 1595 nt
Organism: Poecilia reticulata (guppy)
Lineage: Eukaryota; Metazoa; Chordata; Actinopteri; Cyprinodontiformes; Poeciliidae
Source: RefSeq, a predicted model, not a curated record